Messenger RNA from Bombus impatiens (common eastern bumble bee), 1220 nucleotides. Its product is annotated as S-adenosylmethionine mitochondrial carrier protein. The coding region runs from base 333 to 1157 and encodes 274 amino acids. The record is from RefSeq and is a predicted model, not a curated record. Gene Ontology annotation, cellular component: mitochondrial inner membrane. Gene Ontology annotation, molecular function: S-adenosyl-L-methionine transmembrane transporter activity. The transcript is spliced from 6 exons. NCBI's taxonomy places the organism in Eukaryota, Metazoa, Arthropoda, Insecta, Hymenoptera, Apidae.
CACAGUAGAAUCAGAGAUUGUAGCGUAAGUAGACAAUGAUUAACUUGUGAAGUGAUGUCAUUACGCAAUAAUGUCCAUGUGGUCUUUUCAUUUCAUACCACUACUUCACGGAUACAAAAUGUUAAAUUUCUAAAAUAGGUAUCUCUGAUCGCUUUCGUUCAUUUAACAAAUAUUCUACGAUGAUUAAACUAUCACAUACACGAUGACUCUUUAGUUAUUAAUUAAACGAAACGAAACAUAAUAAUAUUAAAUAUUUAAUUAUUUUAAAUUUUUCUAUCAAUGUUCGAUAAUGUUAAUACAGUAACGAAAAUCAAAAAUUAUACUAAUCGAAAAUGUUACAAGAAAGUAAUCCAGGAGCCACCACAGGUGCGAAAAACGUUUUCAUUACUUCGUUAAUCUCAGGUGCUCUCGCAGGAACUAUGUGCGAUUUUAUAUCAUUUCCUUUGGAUACGCUUAAAACGCGAUUACAAAGUCAACAUGGUUUCUUAAAAUCUGGUGGUUUUAGACAAUUGUAUAAGGGUUUAGGCCCCGUAAUGAUAGGAUCCGCACCAUCAGCUUCGUUAUUUUUUAUAACUUAUGAAACUUUAAAAAUAAUGUUUCAACCUCAAAUACCUGAACAAUAUCACGUGUUUAUACAUAUGACUGCCGCGUCAGUCGGAGAAAUGGUUGCAUGUCUUAUUCGAGUCCCAGUAGAAGUAGUGAAACAAAGGAGACAAGCAUUUUUAAGCGAUGCCCACAAAUUACCUUUGAGAGCUUUAUAUCGUGGUUACGGAAGUACUGUGAUUAGAGAUUUACCGUUCGGUUUAAUUCAGAUGCCACUCUGGGAAUAUUUUAAACUUUAUUGGAAAAAGCACGUGAAACGUGAGUGCACGCCUAUGGAGGGUGCUAUCUGCGGAUCGACGUCAGUUGCCAUAUCUGCGGCCCUAACGACACCUUUAGACGUUGCAAAAACUAGAAUAAUGUUGUCGAAUGUGACGGUAGGGAAAGAUGAAAUAAAAAUAUCCGCGAUGUUAAGCAAAAUUUACCACGAUCAUGGUUUUAAAGGACUUUUUGCAGGCUUUGUACCAAGAGUGUGUGGUUUUACUAUUAGCGGAUUCGUAUUUUUUGGUGUUUACGAAAAAGUUAAAGAAAUUUGUACUGCGGUUUUGCCACCAUAAUGUUGUGAAAGAUACAUUUAUAAAUAUAAAUCAUGGUUAAUAUUUUGUCAAAUAAUACUACCA